Molecule: messenger RNA, 893 nt
Organism: Papaver somniferum (opium poppy)
Lineage: Eukaryota; Viridiplantae; Streptophyta; Magnoliopsida; Ranunculales; Papaveraceae
Product: zinc finger MYM-type protein 5-like
Exons: 2
Coding region: 110-751 (213 amino acids)
Source: RefSeq, a predicted model, not a curated record
GAUCUUAUCAUCUCGAUCAAAAAAUUCACAACCAACAUCAUCCAUCAUCUAUGAUCUAUUUGUGUCUCAUAAGGUAAUAUAAGCAAUCCAAGCCGACAAGGCGAAAACCAUGACUGGAAAGCAGAAAAGUGGUCAUGCCAAAGCGGUAAUACGACAAAGAAAAGAUGCCGUAGAAAGGUCUCAAACCGGAGAUAUGAAUAAAUAUUUGGUACCAAGAAUCGUCCAACAGGACCAACAUAUAGUAAGCGACAAUGAAAGCGGCGAAGACAAAACCGAAAAUAUUAACAGUGAUGAGGAGUAUGAAAACUUGGUAAAUAGUAUGUUAGAAGAGGAUGUUUUGCUGAAUGGUAGGGUAAACGAUGAAAAUGUGCAAGAAAAACUAAGUGACCAAGAAUUAAGUGCAGGUGAAGAUGACAAUAUGCAAGAUGACUUGGAUGAGGUUCAAAAUAGAGAUUUUGGACCGAUAAAUAUUCAUGAUCCAGGGAACUGGAAAGAGAUUAACCAGAACUUGAGAGACCUUUUGGUAGAGCAUGGUCCUGUCAGAAGAAAUAACCUUGAUUUUAUUUUUCCCAAAGGUGCAGAAGCUAGAUGUUUUGAGCAUCACCACUUCAUAAGGCGUUUGAGUAAUGGGGAAACCGAAGAUAGAAGAUGGUUAGUAUAUUCAAAUGUUUUGGAUCGAGUUUUUUUGUUUUUGUUGCAAAUUAUUCAAGCAAGGUGGACGCAAUUAUCAGCUGGAUACAAACGGCAGUAGAGAUUGGCAUAAUAUGGGUGCUAAGCUUUCACGUCAUGAGUUAUCUACUAGGCACUAUACUUCCAUGCAUAAAUGGAAAGAAUUGGAAAUUAGACUUCACAAGAAUGAAACUAUUGAUAAGGAGAUUCAUGAACAAAUCAAG